Messenger RNA from Orycteropus afer afer, 1011 nucleotides. It is a transcript of the gene SLAMF1, whose product is annotated as signaling lymphocytic activation molecule family member 1. Gene Ontology annotation, biological process: lymphocyte activation. The record is from RefSeq and is a predicted model, not a curated record. Gene Ontology annotation, cellular component: membrane; cell surface. The transcript is spliced from 8 exons. Lineage: Eukaryota; Metazoa; Chordata; Mammalia; Tubulidentata; Orycteropodidae. Bases 1 to 1011 code for a protein of 336 amino acids. Gene Ontology annotation, molecular function: signaling receptor activity.
AUGGAUCCCAAGGGGCUCAUCUCCUUGAACAUCCUGCUGUUUCUUUCCCUGGCUUUUGAGCUGAGCUGCAGAACAGGUGGACACUCAAUGGACUGCCCCAAGAUUAUCCAGAGAUUGGGAAGCAAUGUGAUGCUGUCCCUGACAUACGAAGGGAUAAAUAAGAGCAUGAGCAAGAGCAUUCGCAUCGUUGUCACAAUGGAAACAUCACUUAGCAGUGUCUUCAAGAAAAAAAUAAUGUCUCUUGAUCCAUCUGAAAGGGGCUCUCCACCCAAUCUAGAAUACCGCUAUAAAUUUCACCUGGAAAACUUGAGCCUGGAGAUUCUGGACAGCAGGAAGGAGGAUGAAGGCUGGUACUCUAUGACUCUGGAGCAAAACACUUCAGUCCAGCAGUUUUGCCUGCAGCUGAGGCUUUAUGAGGAGGUCUCCACUCCAGAAAUUCAGGUGUUAAACCUGACACAGGAGACUGGGAACUGCAGCUUGACGCUGGCCUGUACGGUGGAGAAGGGGGAUCAUGUGGUUUACAGCUGGAACAAGGAGACCGACGUCCACCCACUGAGCCUGGCCAACAGCUCCCACCUCCUGUACCUUACCCUUGGCCCCCAGCAUGUCAACAAUGUGUACACCUGCACCGUGAGCAACCCCAUCAGCAACCGCUCCCAGACCUUCAGCCCGUGGCCCAGAUGCUGGCCAAAUCCAGAACCAAAACCAUGGGGACUAUAUGCUUGGCUGUUCUUAGGAGCCAUCGUUGGUGUCAUGAUUCUCUGUGUGAUAAUACAACUGUUGAGAAGAAGAGGUAGGUUGGACCAUGUGAUCCUCAGCCUACAAGCAAAAAGCAUUACUAUCUACGCUCAAGUCCAGAGCUCAGGUACUGUUCAGAAGAAGCCUGACUCCUUGCCAGCUCAGGACCCCUGCACCACCAUUUACGUUGCAGCCACAGAGCCCAUCUCAGAGCCUGUCCAAGAACCAGACUCUAUCACAGUCUAUGCCAGUGUGACCCUUCCAGAGAGCUGA